Limulus polyphemus (Atlantic horseshoe crab) is the source of this 1443-nucleotide messenger RNA. RefSeq names its product rab GDP dissociation inhibitor alpha-like. The record is from RefSeq and is a predicted model, not a curated record. Gene Ontology annotation, cellular component: cytoplasm. Bases 160 to 1443 code for a protein of 427 amino acids. NCBI's taxonomy places the organism in Eukaryota, Metazoa, Arthropoda, Merostomata, Xiphosura, Limulidae. Gene Ontology annotation, biological process: vesicle-mediated transport; small GTPase-mediated signal transduction; protein transport. Gene Ontology annotation, molecular function: Rab GDP-dissociation inhibitor activity. The transcript is spliced from 9 exons.
AACAUUUGUUUUGUCAUCACGGAGUUCUGAAAGUGAGGGAUUUUGAAAGGGGUGUGGGGUAGAUUUUCUGUUUAGAGUACCGGUAUAUAGCUUAUUGGUGGUUUCUUGCUUUAGAUUAGGGUCAUAUUUUGGGUAAAGACUAUUCUUUAAUUUUCAAAAAUGGAUGAAGAGUACGACGUAAUCGUUUUAGGAACCGGUUUAAAGGAAUGUAUUUUAAGUGGAAUGCUGUCUGUAAGUGGGAAGAAAGUUUUGCACAUAGAUAGGAACAAGUAUUAUGGAGGUGAAAGUGCAUCAAUUACACCAUUAGAAGAACUUUUUUCAAAAUUCAAUAUGCCUGCUACUCAUCUGGAGGAAUAUGGUCGAUCUAGGGACUGGAAUGUAGAUCUUAUACCAAAGUUUUUAAUGGCUAAUGGCCAACUGGUGAAGUUACUCAUUCAUACUGGUGUGACCCGAUACUUAGAGUUCAAGUCUAUAGAAGGUAGCUAUGUAUACAAAGGCGGAAAGAUUUCUAAGGUUCCUGCAGAUGAAAAGGAAGCUUUAGCUUCAGGUUUGAUGGGAAUGUUUGAGAAGAGGAGGUUUCGUAACUUCCUAGUCUUUAUCCAGGACUUCAUCUUGGAAGAUCCUAAGACUUGGAAAGAUGUUGACCCUAAACAAAUGACUGCAGCACAGUUAUAUGAAAAGUUUGGUUUAGAUAAAGAUACUGCUGAUUUCACAGGCCAUGCACUUGCAUUACAUAGGGAUGAUGAGUACCUGAACAAACCUUGUUUAGAGAUUAUUGAAAGAAUCAAGCUGUACAGUGAUUCCUUAGCUCGAUAUGGAAAAAGCCCAUAUCUCUAUCCUCUUUAUGGACUGGGAGAGUUACCACAAGGAUUUGCAAGACUAAGUGCUAUUUAUGGAGGCACCUAUAUGUUGGACAAACCAAUUGAUGAGAUUGUGAUGGAGAAUGGAAAGGUUGUUGGGGUUCGUUCUGGAGAUGAAACUGCAAAGUGUAAGCAAGUUUACUGUGAUCCUUCAUAUGUUCCUGACCGGGUAGAAAAAGUAGGCCAGGUAAUCAGGUGCAUCUGUUUGAUGAACCAUCCAAUCCCCAACACAAAGGAUGCUUUGUCUUGUCAGAUUAUCAUUCCUCAGAAGCAAGUUGGACGUCAUUCAGACAUCUAUGUAUCAAUGGUUUCAUAUACUCAUCAAGUAGCAGCAAAAGGCUGGUUUGUAGCUAUGGUUAGCACAACAGUGGAGACUCCUAAUCCUGAAGAAGAGAUAAAGCCAGGACUUGAUCUCUUGGGACCCAUCAAACAGAAGUUUGUAUGUGUUAGUGAUGUUUAUAAGCCAAAGGAAGAUGGACAAGAAAGCCAGGUAUGUGUUGUGAGUUGCUAUCAAACCAGUUUUUAUAAUUUAAUAAUAUUGAAUAAUCUUGGAAAAGCUAGUGAUGUUAUAACAUUUAAUUAA